ACGUCGAAUGCCGGUCAUCAGGCUUUUGCCGCGCCCCUAUUACACCGUCGACAUACGAAUUUUGUUUGUUCGCUCUCGAGAUCCACGAUCUUUUUGUUCGUUCGACGAGUUUCUAACGUUUUCCGAAUGUAAUAUGCGAUAUUAAAAUAACUGUCGGUCGUUAACUCGUGUGUGUCUCUUUCACUCUCUCUCUGUGUGUGUGUUUGUAAUUAAAAUUUCGAAAGAUUGCUGUUCGUAGCGAUAACGCUCUUUCUAUCUCGGCGAUUUAACGUUUAAAUAUUACUUUUUUGGAAUAAAUUGAUAUUAAUAACGACCACGCCGCAGCGUAUGAGGUAUUUGUUACGAUUGGACUGUUUCCAUGGGAACAUUGUGUAGUUCGAUUUCUAACAACCUGACCGCCGAGGAUCCCGCAUUGAAUAUCCCAGAUGAGAAAGUUAGCACACCUGUGAAUUAUAGUGGUGAAAUGGCUCGCAAUGGCUCCUCCCUGCAGCCUUCUAAUACAGAAAUUGAUGACAGUCUCUAUUCCCGUCAACUGUACGUUCUUGGACAUGAAGCAAUGCGAAGAAUGGCUACUUCCGACAUCUUAAUCUCUGGAAUGAAUGGUCUCGGUCUAGAAAUAUCAAAAAAUGUGAUUCUAGGCGGAGUGAAAUCUGUCACAAUUCACGAUACAAAAAAUUGUGAAUUAUCUGACUUGUCUUCUCAGUAUUAUCUAACUGAAGAAGACGUUGGAAAAAAUCGCGCCGAAGUCUGCCGUUCAAAGCUAGCAGAACUUAAUCCAUAUGUUUCAGUUAGUUUACACACUGGAGAAUUAAGAGAGAUUAUACAGAAGUUUAAAGUUGUUGUUCUUACAGAAUCAUCAUUAGAAGAACAGUUACAAAUAGCAAGUAUAACUCAUCCUUUGAAUAUAGCAUUAAUUAUAGCAAGUACAAAAGGAUUAUUUGGGUAAAUAUUGAAAUUCAUUUCUUCCACACUAUAAUUUACCUAAUUAUAAA
Molecule: messenger RNA, 992 nt
Organism: Centruroides sculpturatus (bark scorpion)
Lineage: Eukaryota; Metazoa; Arthropoda; Arachnida; Scorpiones; Buthidae
Product: ubiquitin-like modifier-activating enzyme 1
Exons: 5
Coding region: 359-946 (195 amino acids)
Biological process (GO): protein sumoylation
Cellular component (GO): cytoplasm; SUMO activating enzyme complex
Molecular function (GO): SUMO activating enzyme activity
Source: RefSeq, a predicted model, not a curated record